CCCAUCCCCAUGCCCCUCCCACCCACUCAGCCACGGGUCACCCACUCGCUCAUCUACUGUCAAUUGUCUGUCUGUCGGCCUACACGAGUGAGUGCACUAAGGGCACACAAGCGCAUGCCAUGCCUCUUCCACACUAAGACAACGCAGCGUCUUGUGCUCAAACAGGCUAGCUACGGCUGUCUAUCUGCCAAGGCCCUGCCGCUUUAUCUACUCGCUGCCUCGAUCGAUCCAUCGAUCACAUGGCAUAGGUCAUUCCUGAAUGAAACACAUACACACACGCCACUUACAUGCAUGAUACCCACCCAAGCCCCCAUCAGGCCACAUGUUUCAUGUCUGUCUAUCUGCUGCCCACCGGUGUAGUCAGUGACGACUGCGGGUGGGGGAGGGGGUGGGGGCGGCGGUGGGGGGGGAGGGGGCGGUGGUACGCCAUGGGGGGCUUGCUGCGGACCCUUUUCGCCCUCAUUCGCGGCUGCUUCAGAUGCCGUGGGCUCGCUCGUUUCGGGCGGGACUUGUGCCUCUGUGCUGCUCUCUGGCGCUGUUGGCCCGGUUGGCUCGGGGGUGGGCUCCUGUGGCGGUGCUGGAGGGAGAAGGAUGGACAUGAUCUCUGCCCGAAGGGUGGGGAAAGCCGGUGUGAGGAUGCCCCACACAAUGUUAAGCAGCGGCGAGGAUGGGUCGAUGCGGCCAUCCUGAUCCUGAGCGACCAGGACAAAGUGACACAACGUGCGAAAACAUGCAUGAGCGCCGUUCAACAGGUGCACUGCAGUGUGCGUGUGCAUAAUUGUGGGGUGCCCACCAUGGAGGUGGAUGUGGCCACGACAAGGAUGAGGUUCUUGAGGUUCUCCAAAUAUGAGUCGAGCAAAAGCGCAGGCGCCACCUAGACACACAACAGGUGACCAUCGCGGUCGAUCUUGGUCUGGUGGUCUAUUUGCUUGUUGGUCCUAUGUGGGCUGUGUUGGCUGGCUGACCUGUGCCUGUUCGACCAGCACCGUGACGAUGACCUGUGUGACCUCUAUAAAGUCCUGUGGCGGAGUGGUCCUCAGCUCACCGCCGCCCCCCGCUGUCGCCAGGAGAAAGUCCAUACGGGUAAGCACUAUGCGACAUAGCAGCCCUGCAGCAGACGCCUUCCGCUGACACAACUGGAUGAAUGGAUGGAAGAGAGACAUCAAGGGAGGCGCAUAAACACACACAUGUACAUGUAUGUGCCUUCGUUGUGGGACGGGUAGUGGCAGCUGCUGCACACUGACCUCUUCGUUGCCCAUAGCUGUGUAUGCCUCGGUAGCGACAGCAUUGAGAGCCCUGCCACCGUCGCCCGAUGGCAUGAGUGGUGUGAAGGAGUAGGUGAUGAGGGGCACGAGGGCCUCGCUGAGGCCCUGCUUCCACAGCCCUCGAUCAUCGAUGGCGGGGCACUCCAACUCGGCCUCGCCCCCAGACUCCUGCACCAGGAACAGCUUCUGCAGCAGCUGCAGCGCCAUCGAACGGGUCGGCUUCGGAGCGAACGCCGCAACCACUGCCAGAGACUGACAGAAUGCGAAACAAAAUACACACACACACAUACAUACAUACAGAGGAGCGACACGAUAUCCUUCCUAUAUUGUUCUAUACACGCAUAUCCAUGGCGGCUGACCUUGACGGUAGGCACCCACAGGUCCUCCCAUCUCCGGCGUGACCCAGGUUGGGUCAUGCCGCUGUCGGCAGUGCUGACGAGCCUCGGCAAGAGUGACCCCAGGCUCUGGAGGGCCCGAGAGCCAGUGUUGGCCUGGCCGGCUUUCCCCGCCCCCCCGCCACUCGCAUCGCUCGUCUCGCUGCCGCCCGAUGCAGCGAGCGUCUGCUGCUGGGGAGAGGGAGUGGUGGCUGGGGGUGCGAUGGCGAGGGCGAUGAGUGUGGAGAGGAGGAUGGGGUACUGACCCGCCUCGACCAGCAUCCAGAGGCUGGGCUGCGCCUCCAGCCACUGAGAUAGGCAGUCGUAGGUCGUCGACAGCAUCGAGGGACGCUCGCGGCCGUGGGGCAGGGUGGCGAUGCGGUGCAGGAUGGCCAGAAUGGUCUUGAGGCCAGACGUGUUGGCGGGGUUGGUCAGAUGAGACUGGUCGAUCAGAAGCCACAACGCACAAGCGAUGCGCUCUGAGAGGAAGGAAACACCACAACGAUUGAUUCCACACAAACUGCACACACUCGCAUGGCUCUCUCGCAAGGGCGGACUAAUAUCCACCCGACCUGUUUGUGUGUGGGGUCGGCUGGCUGGCUGACCUGACCUGCAUGUUGGUGGAAGUGUCUGCCGGGUAACUGUGCGACCAGCUGCAGGAGGUGCAGUAGCGAUGCCGCCAGGUCAUCCACGUGCAUCAGCCGCAGACACAACCGCAGUGUGUUGACCACCAGCCGCUCCACAAAACGCUCCUCUAUCGACGCGCUGCGCCGCCCCCCGCCGCCCCCGCCGUCCUCCACUGAGGUGCCCUGGCUGAUGUACCGCAGCAAGGCGUCAAAGUGCCCCACGACGAGAGCAAAGGCUUGCUGCUGCUGAUCCCGCCCCGCGUCGGCCGAUGUGGGAGAUGCGGGGAUCGUUGUGAUGGUGCCCCCGCUGGUCUGGCUCAGCAGAGAGGGGGAGUGCUCACGCGCACAAGUCACAUUGGUCAGCAGCUCGAGGCAGAAGACAGCGUCGGCAAGGUCUCUGAACUUGUCAAUCUCGGGCACGUCGGGUCGCAGGACGGCUCCCCAGUCGGUGUUCACGGGCUUGGUGCACUGCCUGCGGGGUGCAUCCGUGGCUGAGGGAGGGGGGACUGCAGCUGCUGGAGCAGCAGGGGCCUCGGUGGCUGAGGGCCCGCUGGGUGGUGGCACCCUGGGGCGGAUGUCAGACAGCUGAAUGAGCACCUGAGUGAGGGCCACACACGACUCCUGCGGCAAGUGACGCAGCCGCCUGCACACCACACAACAGCACAGCCCACAACACAAGAGACAGCGAGGGACAGUCAGUGCAGUGAGGGGUGGUAUGGUGGCUGCGGUCCACGCUUGCCUUCCCCUGCCUCUCUCUGCUCACUCUGAGAGGAACUCCUCCAGCUUGCACGACUGGAUGAAGCCCUUGAUCUGUGUGUAGGGCGUCUGCUCGUCCGCCGUCGUGCCCUUGUCUGCAUCCAUCCCGUGCAUUGCUGCCGCUGCGGCGGUAUCCGAAUGGCCUGAGCUAGCCGUGGCGGCCGAGGUGGCCAGGCUCGAGCGACCCAUGGCGUGGGAAGCAGGUGGAUUAGCGGGCAUGGCGCCAGUGCAAGUCAGCGACGAAUUGAGGAGGUACAGGUGGGUUGACGGUGAAGUGCCGAUCUGCAGCAUACAUAUCCUCAAUGAAUGCAGCCAGCCAGCACUCGAAUGGAACGGAAUGAAAGGACGGAUGAGCUAGCUGGUGCCGGCACGCUAUUCAUCGUCAUGUGUCCUGUCCUGUCGUGUCCUGUCUGUCCACCCCUCCCGUCACGAGCUAUAUACUGACCGCAUAGAUAUCAUCCUCGUCGUCGUCGCUGUCCUCCCCCGACGCCAGCCAUGCGGUGAGUGAUUCGAAGAACCCCCCGCCACCCCUCGCCGCCUCGCCCUCUGUCAGCUUCUUGGCCAAACGCGGGGGAGGGGGACUCCACACGCAUAGCCUCGUCAGGGGCUUACCCGUCGGGUCGCUGAAGUCAUCCAGCUCCACUAGAGACGACGGCAGCAGAUCGAGGGCUGCCAGCCGAAGAAGGAACUCCACCACAGAUGCCCACCCUUCCCUGACGUGACGGACGACGCAACGCAUUAACGUACGUACGUACGGGGUGGGUGGGUGUAUUCACGUCGCAUCAAUGGAUCGAUGCAUAUCAUAUGCAUACACAUGAGCGGUGCUGUCUGUGACGUACACACAUCCUCACUCACCUGAGUAGGUUGGCAGACUGUGAGACUGUUUGGAUGACCGCUGGAAGCGCCAUCUGACUUCGCACCGUCAUCCAGUAAUUCACAUACCCACACUGGACCUGAUCAAUUCAAUGGAGGGAGGGAGGGAGGGAGGGAGCAACGACACACCUCACUCUUUUCACCAUCGCAGACGUCUCCUAGCAGUGCCCUGGUCGAGCGCACGUACGUCUACGAGAGUAUUGAGGGCCUCCGCGUGUGUGAAGUAGGUGGCUACGCGCCCGAUGUCCAUGAAUCCUGUGAUGCACUGCAAUAAUACGGCCUGGCCGGCAUCCAACAGACAGACAGACGGAAGGCAUACAUACAUACAUACAAGGGAGGAAGGCUGCCGACAGGCUCUCUAUCCCCCACCCCAUGGCUGCAUUCACUGAUUGGGUGGGCGCGCCGUGGCGUGUGGCCGUACGUACCUGGUCGUGGGUGGUUUCGAAUGCCUUCUUGAGCGUGGCCACAGGUUGUGUCUCCCACAUGACGCCAAACAUGUCUCGCUCGUGCGCGCCGGCACGCUGGACGGGGCUAAAGGUGGAGAACUCAUCCAUCGCCUCUUGACGACGCAUUAUGCGGUCCUGAGCCACAAACAGCAAUUCAAUUGGCGAGCCAGUUAGUUGGGUGGGGUGUGUGGGUGGUGCAGGCAGGCAGGCGGCCAUAAUAUGGCGAAUGAGAACCACAGCCACCCAUCGACCGCCUCACUGACCCACUGACCCCCUCACUCACCCAGUAUGCAGUGUCGUCCUGCAGUUCCCCUUCAUGAAGGCGGAUGGGUUCCUCUCGUAUUGACUCGUACACCUCCUCCAGAAAGUGGGGCGGCAAAUCCUCACUCGCAUUCAACCCGCGAUUGUUGCGAAUGAACUCCUGUACAGACAAACACACAUGCACAUGCACAUGCACAUGCACAUGCACACGCACACAAACAUGUUCUGACGACGUGUGGGUGGAUUGAUUGGAUUGCCGCCUCGACUAUCUGCCUCCCCCGCCCCCUUCACUCACCUGGAGGGUCAUUUUGUUCUUGACGCCCGGGUUAUGGAGGUCUGUGUUGAGCAUGAUGAUGGAGUAAGAGAGGAUGAAGGGCACGUCCGCAUUGUUGAAGACCACCCAGCCCAGCGGCAUACCACCACCACCACCACCAGCAGCGGUCAGAGCAUCCUCGGCUGACGUGGGCGUGGCGCCGUCGGCCCGCGGACUGCCCCGCUUGCGUCGCACCGCUUUCUUGCGGCUUCGGACGCUGCCGUCUUCCGACCCCUCUUCUUUGGCCGGUGAGCCGUCCACGGAGCCCUCCUCAGCCUCGGCCCUAGUGCUGUGACUGGCCAGCGAGUGGGAGUCGGCGUCGGGGGCGGGUGGCUGUGGAUGUGGAGUGACACCCUCACCACCUUCGUCAGCCAGCUGCCCCUCCUCCUCGUCGUAGAACUCCAUCCGAACCAGACGGGGCACCUUGAGCUCAGCCGGCGACGUGACCGCCACGCCGUCCUUCGUGACGUCCACCGAGUUGCCAUUGCCCUGAUCGAUGGAUGGAUGGAAUUAAGGCAGUUAAAGACCAACCGUCUGCUUGCCUGCCUGCCUGCCACGUCGCAGCGUUCACUCACCUCUGAGAUAUCGCCAUUGUUCUGCUCUACGCGGGUCGUCGGCUCUUGAGCGGGCGGAAGCGCCGCACCAGGAGCCUGUCAGUCACAGGGUCACAGGUGUAGAGGUAGGCAGUCAUGCUGGUGGUGGCUGGUCCCACCAGACUUACGAGGGGUUGCAUGACAUAGUAGGCCUGGGAGAAGCUCUCCAUGAUCCGCUCGAUCUCUUGUGCCUCCCCCGGCAGCCUAAAGGUGGCCAACAUGGCCCUUAGCGCCACCACUAGAGGCAUGCCACGGAAGUCAAAUGACCGCACAAACGACUCCCUGAUGAUUGACAGAUGGACGCACACACACAAGAACAAGAGACACAAUCGCCGGGGUGACUGACUGACAAGCAGAUGGAUGGAUGGAGGGAUGGUGCAGCCUCCAGGUGUGUGCGUGUCACUCCCUCCCUCCCUCCCGCCCUCACCUGACGGACGAGUUCCACUCUUUCCGCUUGGCCAAGUACUCACCGACAACCCUGUGUGGAAGGGACACCAGGAGACAUAGACAGAUGCCAACCAUCUUUGAAACGAUGGCCACCGAUGCCCCUUCCUACCUACCUAAGGUCUAGUCCCGGUGUGUCUUUGAGGAAACUGCACAUGGCCUCAGGGGUGAUGGGAAUGGGCAACAGACCUGCCACAAACGAGCAACAGGUAGGUUGCUCUAGGCAUACACGCCUAUCAUUACCCAGGUUCUGCAGAGGACCGAUGCACUUGGACGGCUCAGAGUUGAACACCUACACACAUGACACACACAGGGAUCUAUCGCACAACCGUCGCCGCUAUCUAUCUAUCUGUCCAUCGACCAAACCGUACCCACCCACCUGUGCACCGAGAGCCAGUCGCUUCUUCUUUUCCUUGCGCACCCGCAGGUCGUCUGCAUCGGUGGGGGUGUCCUUCUUCUUGCGUGCCGCGGCCUCCACGGGCUGAGCCUCCUCCUCCUCCACUGCAGGGGAGGGGGGAGCCGCAAACCGGGGACUGUGGAGCCGGGCAGCUGAUGACACGUCAAAGUGACAUCUAACAGACAAACAGAACAAAUACCAACCAACCAACCACAGACAGGCAGGCAGACACAAGAAACAGUCAGUGCACCAACCAAUGUGCACCCAUCCAUCCCCGCAGGUAGAUGACCUGUGGUGCACGAGCAACUGACCUGGUUGCGAUUGAGUGGACGAUGCUGAGUAGCCCCGACAGAGCAAGUCGGUUGAGUGUGUUGAAUGCCCCGGUGGAUGAGGUGACUGUGCCGAGCUGCACAGAGGAGCCGCCCUCCACCACAGUGUCGACACGUGGGGGCGAGCUCUGCUCCGUGAGGAACUUGACCAGCGUCUCAAACAGGUUGGUGCACCGAACGUCACAGUCGUAAUUCUGAGUCAAGAACGAGGGGCGGACGAAUCAAUCAAUGAAGCAAUCCGACACACGGAUUGCGCUUGGCCACUCACUGACCUCGUAUAGCUCGAUCAUCAGUUCUGCAGGCAGGAGACGGACACAAAUAAAUACACACACGUACAUUCGCGAUCCAGUGAGGGAGGGGUAGGUGGCACUGAUACCUACCUGGUUCUCGGCAGAACUCUAGAAGGGAUUCGAGUGCCAGCUCCCUCUGCUCAAAGCCAGUAGGGGAAUCAGAGUCCGUUGAACGCGCUAUCCUGCACAGGGAGACACAGACACACCGACAGACAGGGAGAAAACAGACGAGAACAAGUGUCUGGUCACUGUUUGCGGCUGGCGUUUCAUCACCCCGGUGAUAGGCGUGAUGUGUUAUGUUUGCAGGUGUGUGGCUGUGACCUGAGGUGUAUGGAGUUGAAGAAGACCUCCAGCUGCACCUUCAGGUGCCUCUUGAAGUACUGGAACAGCAGAAACACCGACCGGAGAGUCACCGAGAGAAGGAACAACGACUCGGUCCGCGAAUUCUGCAGCAAACUCUUGCAUAUAUCGUCCUGAACGACACACACCACAUCACACCACACGGACACACCACAGAGUAUACCCACAUACCUGUCUGCCUGCCUGCCUGCCUGCCUGCGUGCUUCCCUCCCUCCCUCCCUCCCUCCAUCCAUCCAUCCAUCCGUACACUAUUGCUUGGUGGGUGGGUGGGUGGCUAACCUGUAUAACAGCGACGAGCAGGUCCGACUUGGCGACCUCCUCCCCUCCCGUUUCGAGCGCCACAUUCAGCAGCGACAGGCCCAGGGACCGCAUCUCCUGGCAGAACUCCUCAUCCUCAUUCGGGCUCGGCGAAAACCCAAAACCCGAAGCCUGCCCCACACACCAAACCACACCACACAGACACAGCCACCGUUGAAUUGAGUGCACAAGGUAGGUGAUGGCCGUAUCAAGUGGUCCCCACUCCCAUGUCGCUAGGCUCCCUGCCUAGGCUCCCUGCCUUGUCCCCUCUCCUCUGCCCCUGUCUUGUCUGUCUGUCUGUCUGUCUGACCCAAUCGUCGUGGAACUGUCCGUCCGGUCCAGGUGACCGCUCCCUGGUGCGAGGCGACUGCGUGGGCGUGAUGGUGGGGCUAUUGGAACGUGCACCGCGCACUCGAGGGGGUGUGCGAGAGCGGCUGUGCUGGUGGUGGUGCACCUGGCCCGACCCUCCUCCGUCGCCCAGCCGGUUGCUGGACGGCCGGGGGGCCGCCUGCUGGGGAGCGGACGUCGCUGCUGACGAAGACGAGACGGCGGCCGAUUGCUGGUGGCCGUAGGACGUGAGGAAGGCCAGGAACUUGAGCGUCUGAUACAUGCACUCGACACCAUACGGCCGAACAACCUGUCAGAUGGAUCGAUGGAUUACCCGACCGACGUACACAACCACCCCAACCAGAGGACGCCAGUGCAUGCCAUGCUCGCCACAGCUCAUCUGUCCAUCCAUGCAUUCACCGACCUGCCUCUGUUUGGGGUGCACCUUGACCCGAUGUGCCCUGGACUUGUGGCAGCCGAAAAUCGUGAGAAUCAUCUGCAGGAGGAUGUUCUCAGAGCUGCUGCGCAGCAGAUACGACGCACGCGGCUGGCGGCUGACACACAGACAGAAAGAUAAAGAGAAACAAGAAGGAGAGAACACCAUGAGCCGGCCGAACAGACAGUCUGACGAAGCCACUCACGUACCUGAUUUGGUAGGCCUUUUUGACCAUGAGCCAGACGGUCUCAUCAGUCAGAUACUCACCCGCAGGGCAACGCAAGGUGUCGAUCAGCACGCCCAGAAUCUUCAGCAGCACAACCUGCGUGCACAUUGUUGACCUGCCUGCCCUCACGCCAGCUCCUCUAGCGCAACCACAACCUUGCUUCUUACUUCGUCUGAAGGUGUUGCGGAUCCUGUGAAUCGGCAUCCAAGGACGCCCUUAGCGAUGGCAUUGAUGGCGGUAGCGCAUCCCGGGCUGUCGGGGUGGAUGAGGCCAUAUGCAACAAAUUUGUUGACUGCGGCCAGGGCCACUGCGGUGAUCGGGCCAUUGGUUGCCUCGCUCUGGAUGACGUUCAGGAAGGGCUCCAGGUGCGUUACAUCCACAUGGAACUCGUUGACAUACGUCAGCGAGUCAAACAAGUGCUGAAACGACCUCACUAUGGGGCUCUCAGCCUCCCGGGUGAUCUGCAGUGCACCGUAGCAACCAACACACAGCCACACCAAACGAUGACAGUGACUCUGGAAAAGAAGAAUCACCCUCUUUCUCUUUCUUUCUUUCUUGACCUCAGAGAUAAACCUAGCGGCGCUCGUGAACUGCUUGGUCAGUCGCAGAACCUGCACACGUCAGGAAAUGGCCCACACGGUGCUAGAUCUAUGGGCUGUCCCGUGCACAGCGUACCGUGAGGAUGUUGUGAAUCUCCUGACAGACAGGCAGGGAGGCAAAAGAGGAAACACGUAGUGACAGUCAGCCAGUCGGUAUGUAUUGUUUGUUUGCCUCUUUCGAGAUGCUUACAUUCUUGACGCACUUCACAGGGGACACAACCGAAGGGGACGCCUGGAAGGCCUGAAACUCUCCGUGGCUGCUGUGCAUGAUUCACCUCUACGCGUGACCGAGAAGCACAAAGAGCAGCUGCAUCGGGAGGGGAAAAAAAGGGAGAUCA
This is a messenger RNA of Vitrella brassicaformis, 9550 nucleotides long. NCBI's taxonomy places the organism in Eukaryota, Vitrellaceae. The record is from the annotation of a GenBank genome assembly.